AUGGGGAGUCUUUCAUCGGCCAGAGAAGUAGCACCCGAGAAAGGGAUAGGCUUUGACAACAGAGAAUCGGGAGGAAAGUAUGUGAAGCCCGCUCUCGGAAAAGUCGAUGCCGAAGGGGAAACGGGGAUAUUUGCAAAAGAUGGGAUUGAAGAAAUCCGACGCAGGUAUAAACGGGUGCCAGAUGUGGAGGACCCCAGUGAUCUUGAGGCCCUGCUGCAAUGGCUGCGCAGCAAAAAGGACAGGUUCCAGAAGCAGCGCAAAAAGGACGGUCCGCUAGAUUACCUCACUUAUGCGCUCCCUGCCACUCGCUGGCUGCGCAACUACAGCUUCAAGCAAAACCUACUGUAUGACCUGGUGGCAGGCAUUUCCAUCUCUGCCAUGAUAGUGCCCCAUGGCUUGAGCUAUGCCAGCCUCAAUGGCGGCCUGCCGCCGGUGUUUGGCCUCUACAACGGAUUUGUCACCCUGCUCAUCUACUCAGCAUUUGGCAGCUGCCGCACGCUAUCCGUGUAUGACGGCGUGAAGGACCUGAACCCAGUGUACACCAAGAUCACGGACCAUAACAAUCCAAAGGGGGCAGAGCAGAUUGCUGCGCAGCUCGACUUCAACACCUACGUGAUUCAGGUUACCUUUCUGGUGGGCGUGAUUCAGCUGCUGGUAUGGGCGCUGCGUCUUUCCUUCCUGCUCAAGCUGCUCUCCCGCUCCGUCAUGUCCGGCUUCACCACCGCCGUCUCUGUCAUUUUCAUCACUGCCAAUAUUAAGAAUCUGGUCGGCUAUUCCACAGCGUCCUCCAAUCGGGUAUACAUCCAGAUCUACUACAUCUUCAAGAACAUCCGCGGCUUCCAGUGGCAGGAGUUUGUCAUGGGAGGCCUGCUGCUGCUCCUGCUGUUCUUCUUCCAAUUCCUCAGCAACCGCAACCCCAGGAGGCUGCGUUUCUUGAAGGUGUUUGGGCCGCUGACAGCAAUGGUGAUUGCCAUAGUUCUUGUGGUCACGCUGCACCUGGACAAGAGGGGCAUCAAAGUGGUCGGCAAAAUCCCCAAGGGCCUGCCGCCAGUCACAGUGCAGCAGUGGUUUCCGAUGAAGCACUUUGGGAGGCUGCUGACGGUGGCCAUCACGGCCGCUGCUGUUUCUCUGCUGGACGCCAACGCCAUAGGCAAAGUGGUGGCCGCGAAGGGCGGAUAUAAAACGGACAACAGUGGAGAGUUUCUAGCAAUCUCCCUCAUGAACCUGGUCGGCCCCAUCUUCAGCUGCACAGCAACUUCCGGCAACUUCUCGCGCACUGCGGUUUGGACCCAGAUCGGCGGCAAGACGCAGCUGGGAGGCUUUGUGACAGCCUGGAUCGUGGCGCUGUGCUUGCUGGUGGCCACCGGUGCCUUCAGGUACAUACCCAACAACACGCUGGCAGCCAUCACAAUCUACGGCCUCUCCGGCCUCUUUGACGGCCAGCACGCGCUCUACCUCUGGAAGGUCGGCAAGACGGACUUCCUGAUCUGGAAUCUGGCCUUCUGGGUUGCCACCAUGCAUUCUGUGGAGCUGGGCCUGGGAGCCUCCAUCGGCGCCUCCAUCCUCUUCACUGUCCUCCGUACAAUCUCCACCCAGCUCAAGCACAAGGGUGAGGUGCAGGACUCCAGCGGACCUGUGUACCGCAGCGCAGCCCACUACGGCGCAGCUGAGCUGCACCCCUCGGUGCGCGUGGUGGCAGUGGAGGCUGACAUCUACUUCCCCAACGUGGAGGACCUGCAGGACAGCCUGGCAGAGCUGCGCGAGUUAGAGGCAGCUCGAGGGAAUCAGCUGUCCUUCAUCAUCUUGGACCUGUCGGCUUCGCCACACAUCGACCCAACCGCCAUCCACUUCCUCAAAGAGAUCAUCGCGCAGAACGCAGAAGGGGGCGUCACUGUCUUGCUGGCAAAUCCCAGCCAGCAGUUUCAGGCCACCCUGCAGCGAGCGGGCGUGCUGGAAAGCGUGGUGGGCGCUGCCCGCCUGUUUGUCAGCGCCCGCGAUGCUGUCAGCUUUGCGCAGGACACGCUGACAGCAUCCAAGGUGUGA
Messenger RNA from Coccomyxa subellipsoidea C-169, 2043 nucleotides. RefSeq lists its product as hypothetical. NCBI's taxonomy places the organism in Eukaryota, Viridiplantae, Chlorophyta, Trebouxiophyceae, Coccomyxaceae. Gene Ontology annotation, cellular component: membrane. Gene Ontology annotation, biological process: transmembrane transport. The coding region runs from base 1 to 2043 and encodes 680 amino acids. The transcript is spliced from 15 exons. The record is from RefSeq and is a predicted model, not a curated record.